This is a messenger RNA of Hydatigera taeniaeformis, 570 nucleotides long. The record is from the annotation of a GenBank genome assembly. Lineage: Eukaryota; Metazoa; Platyhelminthes; Cestoda; Cyclophyllidea; Taeniidae.
AUGUACUCAGCAAUAUGUCAUCACUAUUUGGCAGGAUACUGUCGUAAUGGUGAUGAUUGCAUUUUUAUCCAUGCUGAUCCUGCCUACAAGCCUCGUUCUCCCUACACCUACUCAGCUCCACACUAUGAGAGGAGUUUUCUACGAAACUUUGGAUCUCCACGAGUGUGUCGGUUUUACCAAAUGGGAUACUGUGCUUACGGGGCAGGCUGUGAAUUCCUUCAUCCGCGUGAUAAAGCACUGAACACUUCGCAACAGCCACCAAGGGAUCCCAACAUCCAACGACAGGUACCUACAAGUAAAUCCGAUCGGUUCCAUUAUCGGAAAACGGUGGAUGCUGAGCCUACCCCCACGACAUUCUCAUUCAAGAAGACCUUGGAAUCCUUACUACUGCGGGAUACCGCAUCUGCUGCAUUUGCGAAGCGAGAAGACUUUGGCUAUAAGAGAGAGGAGGUGUUCUCUGCAAAGGAAAAUCUCUCAGAUGAGGACUUGAAGAUCUAUUCUGAGACGGGGGAGUCUGGUUUCUCCUCCAUUCCCCUUCUUCCUCCGCCUGAGGAUCUAUGUCAGUCUUGA